AUGUUUCUCCACCAGUACGACUACAUCUUCGCCAUCGGCACGUUGUUUGCCAUGCUUGAUGCAUACAACAACGGUGCAAACGAUGUCGCCAAUUCCUGGGCUACCAGUGUCUCCUCCCGUUCCAUCACAUACCGCCAGGCGAUGAUCCUUGGGACUAUCUUCGAGUUCCUCGGCGCAGUCACUGUCGGUGCUCGUACUGCCGAUACCAUCAAGAACGGCAUCAUCCCCAACACAGCCUUCCAGGGCAAUGCCGGUGUCCAAAUGCUUGCAUUCACCUGUGCCCUUGCCGCUGCAUCCUCCUGGGUCAUGUGGUGCACCCGCCACUCCGCUCAUGUCUCGUCAACAUACUCCCUUAUCUCUGCCGUCGCUGGUGUCGGUGUUGCAACUGUCGGUGCUUCCCAGGUCCAGUGGGGUUGGAACGAUGGCAAGGGUCUCGGUGCCAUCUUCGCCGGUCUGGGCAUGGCCCCCGUCAUUUCUGGUUGCUUCGCUUCCUUGAUCUUCUUGCUCAUCAAAUUCACGGUGCACACACGCAAGAAUCCUAUCAGAUGGGCCGUCUGGAGCGCUCCUUUCUUCUUCCUGGUUGCUGCCACCAUUUGCACACUCUCCAUUGUGUACAAAGGUUCUCCUAACCUGGGCCUGUCCAAGAGGCCUCCCUGGUACAUUGCUGCUGUCACCAUGGGUACCGGUGGUGGCGUCGCCAUUCUGUCCGCUAUCUUCUUCGUUCCCUUCUUGCACUCCCGCGUGAUCAAGAAGGACCCCAGCGUUAAAUGGUGGAUGAUCAUCCAGGGCCCUCUUCUCUUCAACCGCCCGGUUCCCACUGAUUCCGAGCUGGCCCAGGUCCCGAACUAUGCAGUGAUCCAGGAGGACUCCGAGCCCGAGCUCAACAACAGGCUCGACGAGAAGGAGCCCAAGACCGGUGUCGCCUCCAUCACACCCUCUUCAGACGAGCAAUCUGUAGACAAGCUCGAGGCCAACCAGCUGUCUUACCGCGAGCUCUUGGCCGAAUCUGAUGCCCGACACAACGCCAAGCUUCUCAAGAGCCGCGGUCCCCUUGGCUGGGGUAUGCGCCUUCUCCGCGACAACCCCAUGGGCCCUGGCGAGAUCUACGAGCUCCGAAAUAUGAAGCAGAUGGCCAAGCGUCUCCCCGCCGUCAUCACUGUCGGACUUCUCUACGGCUUCCACUACGACAUCCACGGAGCCCAGAGUGGUAUCGAGGGCACACCGGAGGGUGUACGCAUGAAGCGUGUCUAUGCUCAUGCCAAGAAAUACCCCAACGAGGUCGAGCACACCUACUCCUUCAUCCAGAUCAUCACUGCUUGCACUGCGUCUUUCGCCCACGGUGCCAACGACAUCGGUAAUUCGGUAGGACCCUGGGCUGCCAUUUAUUCGGCCUGGUCCACUGGCACUCCAGUUGCCUCUAAGGCCCCUGUUCCGGUGUGGCAGCUCGCCGUUCUGGCUCUUUGCAUUUCUGUUGGUCUCUGCACGUACGGAUACAAUAUCAUGAAAGUUAUGGGUAACAAAAUCACCUACCAUUCUCCUUCCCGUGGCUCCUCCAUGGAAAUGGGCGCAGCCCUCACCGUUUUGGUCUUCUCGCAGUACUCGCUGCCCGUCUCAACGUCCAUGUGCAUCACCGGUGCCACCGUCGGUGUCGGGCUCUGCAAUGGAACUUUCAAGGCCGUCAACUUCCAGCGUGUUGGGCUUUUGAUGCUUGCUUGGAUUAUGACUAUUCCUAUCGCUGGUACGAUUGGUGGAUGUCUGAUGGGGCUGGUCCUUAACGCUCCUCACUUUGGGGCUUAG
This is a messenger RNA of Penicillium bovifimosum, 1797 nucleotides long. RefSeq names its product inorganic phosphate transporter. The record is from RefSeq and is a predicted model, not a curated record. Gene Ontology annotation, biological process: phosphate ion transmembrane transport. The transcript is spliced from 3 exons. Bases 1 to 1797 code for a protein of 598 amino acids. Gene Ontology annotation, cellular component: membrane. Lineage: Eukaryota; Fungi; Ascomycota; Eurotiomycetes; Eurotiales; Aspergillaceae.